This is a messenger RNA of Sorghum bicolor (sorghum), 1397 nucleotides long. RefSeq lists its product as uncharacterized. The transcript is spliced from 3 exons. Lineage: Eukaryota; Viridiplantae; Streptophyta; Magnoliopsida; Poales; Poaceae. The coding region runs from base 594 to 1043 and encodes 149 amino acids. The record is from RefSeq and is a predicted model, not a curated record.
GAGUCAUGGAAUUCUUGGAUCAAGGAGCACAAAGAUCUACCUGUUCACUGCUUGGCUGAUGCAAUUAGGGAGCAGACACUCAUUCUUUUUGCAAAAAGGAGGAAAAUAGCUAGAGCAUUGCCUCCUGGAAUUCUGCCUGCAAUCAUCCAUCAGCUAAAUGCAGCUUCAAAGGGUUUGGACCAUCUAAAAGUGACUAAAGGGUACCAAGAGGAGGCAGAAGUGACUGAGAUCUACAAAGAUGAAGAGGUUAGGAGGCAUGUUGUAUAUCCAACACAACAUAUAUGUACCUGUAGAGAGUGGCAAGUGACUGGGAAGCCUUGCCCUCAUGCAUUGGCUCUAAUCACAACCCAGAGGCAACCCAAUAUGGGCAUGUAUGUGCACAACUACUACUCAGUUGAGAAGUUCCAGGCUGCAUAUAAUGGGAUCAUUCCUAGCAUCACAGAUAGAACACAGUGGCCACAGGUGGACAAGGGAUUCAAAUUGUUGCGACCAAAUCAAAUGAAGAAGAGAGAGCCAGGCAAACCGAGGAAGAAAAGGAUACUAGCUGCUUCUGAGAGAAGUGGAAAAGCAACAAGACAGGUUAGAUGCCCUGAAUGUCUAGAAUAUGGCCACAGGAAGGGAAGCUGGAAGUGUUCAAAAAGUGGAAAAGAACAAAAAAAACAGCCCCAAAACCUGGAAGAAAGAAGAGCAAGGUCGACCCUACCCCUACUGGAGGCGACACACCAAGAACAAGGUUAGCACUGGCUAGAGAAGCUGCAAUUCAGGCAGCAAGGGAGGCAGAGGAGGCAGCAGCAAAGGCUGCAGCAGCAGCUGAAGCUGCAGCAGCCGCGGAGAUACAAGUCAUACCUCCACUUCAGAUUGAGCAACCACAACCAUCAUCACCUGCAGCUAGAAGGCAUAUUUGUUGGGACCUGCAAGUAGGCAAUGAGGUGGAUGAAACAGCAACAACAUCGCAUGAACCACCUACUAAAAAGAUGACACCAAGGAGGAAGAUCCUUGCUACAAGGAAGAAGAAGAGUCCAGCAAAGAAUGUCAAAAAGUGACUGCACUUUUCAGCAAGACUAGGGAGAUCUAUUUUGGUUGUGCAAUGAACAAAGUUGUAACUUUUGAUGCAUGUGUGGUCAGUCCACUAAACAAUUUGUGUGUCCAGAACAAUUUGUGUAUGGCCUUGAACUAGUUGUGUGUGGCCGUGAACUAUUUGUGGGCACAAGUAGCACAAAACAUGCAUGUGUGAUGUCCAGACUAGUUGUAAAAUGGCUAGAACUAUGGUCUGAAUUUUUAAUUAUGGUUUAAAUGUGAUCAUCUGUGAACCUGAAGGCCAUAUGGUUUAAAUGUUAUCUGCGUAGCAAAAUAGGAGGGCAGGGAGGUCUUUUCCCCUUAGUCUUCCACGCUGGCCA